AACCCAUGGUUUUUAAAUUGAAUGAGCAACGACCGGAUUUCUUCUUAAUCUUCACAUCUGUGUCAAGAGAAUCUUGCCUUCUUGGGAACCUCAGCCAUGAGUUGGAUGUUCCUCAGAGACCUCUUGAGUGGAGUAAAUACAUACUCCACGGGGACUGGGCGGAUCUGGCUGGCCUUCCUGUUCAUCUUCCGCUUGCUGGUCUACAUGGUGGCUGCGGAACACGUGUGGAAAGCGGGGCAGAGAGAGUUUGAGUGUGACGUUAGACAGCCCGGCUGUGCAAACGUGUGUUUUGACUACUUCUUCCCCAUCUCCCAGGUCAGACUUUGGGCCUUACAGCUGAUCAUGGUCUCCACGCCGUCACUGCUGGUGGUUCUACAUGUAGCCUAUCGCGAGGGCAGAGAGAAACAGCACAGGAGGAAACUCUGCGUCAGCCCAGGCACCGUGGGUGGGGGCCUGUGGCGCACCUACAUGAUCAGCCUCGUGGUCAAAACGGGCCUUGAAAUUGGCUUCCUGGUUUUAUUCUACAAGCUGUAUGGCGGCUUCCGUGUCCCCCGCCUUUUGAAGUGCGAUCUGAGGCCCUGCCCCAGUACUGUGGACUGCUUCGUCUCCAAACCCACGGAGAAGACCAUCUUCACCCUCCUCCUGGUCGGGACUUCAUGCCUGUGCGUUGUGUUGAAUGUCACUGAACUGAGCUUUUUGGUUCUCAAGUGUUUCAUUAAGUGCUGCCUCCAAAAACACUCUACAAGACUGCAGUCCUCCGCGUGUGAGCGCCACAAGCUCAGGCAUGCCGUGGGCGCUGGGACAGGGGCCCCGGCCCUGCUCCAGAGACACUCCCCAGACUCGGCCACCAGCACAGCCCGGGGAGGAGAAACCACGCUCCUCCGCGACACACGAGGCGUGACCAAGGCAAAGCCCGCGUCUCCCUCACGCAAGACCUAG
This is a messenger RNA of Cervus elaphus (red deer), 939 nucleotides long. It is a transcript of the gene GJB7, whose product is annotated as gap junction protein beta 7. The coding region runs from base 97 to 939 and encodes 280 amino acids. The transcript is spliced from 2 exons. The record is from RefSeq and is a predicted model, not a curated record. Lineage: Eukaryota; Metazoa; Chordata; Mammalia; Artiodactyla; Cervidae. Gene Ontology annotation, cellular component: connexin complex. Gene Ontology annotation, biological process: cell communication.